GUGAUCUGCUCCUCUGGGAGAGAGACCAGCAGACAUGUUUGAAGGUCUUGUUUAUCAGGCCCUGGUCAAUUACCUGGGUCAGUAUGUGAAAGGCAUACCUCGAGAACAACUUCGAGUUGGGCUAUGGAGCGGUGUAGUUUUGCUAGAGAAUGUGGAGAUUCAAACUGAAGCUUUUGAUUAUCUCCAACUGCCUUUUGCAAUCAGAGAGGGGUCCAUUGGAAAAUUGCAAUUGCAAGUACCAUGGAAGAAGCUCGGAUGGGAGCCGCUCAUUGUUACUCUCAAGGAUGUUGUUCUGUGUGCUGGUCCAUGGGACGACAGCGAGUGGGGAGCGGAGCCAGCGGCGAGGAGAGCUCAGGCCGCCAAACGUGCCCAGCUGGUUGCAGCUGAAAUGAUCAAGCUUUCUCGACGUGUCUCAGGUUAGUGACAGUUUGGAAAUUUUGUGCUGUAUUGUCUUGUUAAGUGAAUGGUGUCUUGCUCGUUGUUGUGUUGUAAAGACCGAACACCGUCUUGCAAGGACGCAUGUGUGUGUGUAAUGAAGCCUGCAGAUUCUC
Molecule: messenger RNA, 551 nt
Organism: Chara braunii
Lineage: Eukaryota; Viridiplantae; Streptophyta; Charophyceae; Charales; Characeae
Source: the annotation of a GenBank genome assembly